AAAAAAAGAAAAACAAACGGUGCAAAAAGUUCAGCUAAAGUACAACUGAAAGGAACAAACCUUGCAUAUCCAUUAUUAGUCAGCAUCCAUCGGAGUGCCGAUCUUCGAUAUUAUUCGUUCGUGAUUCAAGAAGCAACAGGAAGCAACUGAACGGCUCCAUUCAAAAAUCAUUUUGCGCAAAACUGUGUUUUUACGUUGAAUCAUCUGCGCGGCGCGAAAAUUAAUGCAGGAGGAAACUAAUUAAUCUUAAUCCUGCAUACCGAGGUCAUAUUCUUCCUGGAGUCAGAAGAAAGUAUUCUCAGAUAGUGCCUGCGUAAUACUUCCUUGUUGAUUUCUUCUUCUGGAAAAAUGGAGGAUUCAACAACAGCACGCCUGAAAAGGCUAGUAGCAAACAGUAAUGAAGUUCUGGAAUUAAGAUUGAUCCGCGAUCUCGACGAUUUGCACUCAAAGGAGGCUGUCUUCAAACCGGAGAUGACUUAUCAAGUGUUCGGAGAUAGGGAAAUAAUAUUUGGUUAUUUGGAUUUGUCAGUGCAACUAUUCUAUUCAGCAGGUUGUUUGGAAACAUAUUUGGGAAUGACGUAUACUGAAAAAAUAAAUCCAAAGUAUGAAGGAGUUCAAGCUGAUCCAGUUUUAACACAGAUCGCUCCAAAACUUGCUCCCGAUGUUCAUUACAGCUUAACCAAUUUUACUAAUGCACUCGCCAAAGAUGAAACGUUUACACCAUAUGGAGAAUUGAUACACUCUUUUUCAAUAAAUGAUGAAGGCACAAUGAGGCAAUUUGUGAUCUACAAGGCAGAUAUGAGUUAUAAAGGAUUUAGAGAAUAUCAUCAAAGGAUUCAAACAUUCCUUCUUUGGUAUAUAGAUGCAGCUCUUUUCAUCGAUCUCGACGACGAACAAUGGCAGUAUUUUAAUUUAUUUGAAAAGUAUACUACAUCAGUGGGUGCUACUCGGUAUGCAACGAUUGGUUUUGCUACUGUGUACCGAUACUAUGCAUACCCGCAACACAUUCGACCACGCAUCGCUCAAUUUUUAAUCUUGCCGCCAUUCCGAAGGAUAGGUCUCGGCAAACAUUUGUUGCAAGCGAUUUAUCGCGAAUACAUUGGAAGGCGUGAAGUUAAGGAUAUAACAGUUGAAAGUCCGUCCGAGGUGUUCCAACGAUUACGAAACUACGUAGACGCCUUAAAUUGCAGUUCAUUACCUAGUUUUGCACCACAGCGUUUACAACAAGGUUUUGACAAUGAAAUGAUCACUGAGGCUAGGAACAAAUUAAAAAUAAAUAAGAAACAAGCUCGCAUAGUGUAUGAAAUCUUACGAUUGCAGGCGACGAAUGUCGCGAAUGUGGACGAAUAUCGGGCGUAUAGAAUAGACGUGAAGAAAAGACUGAAUAUACCGUUUAAAAGAAAACAGAACGAAGAACUGAAAAUAGAACGCGCGUUGAAGAACUCUGCGGAAAAAAGCACAUAUACGAAUGGUAAUGGUCUGCCAUCCGACGAGCAACGCAAAGAGAUAUUGGAAAAGGAGUAUCGGCUCUUGGAAGAGGAAUAUAAGAUAGUCAUUAAGCGAUUGGAGAAUGCUUCCGAAUUGUAAAAUGUUGUACAAUUUGAAUUCGCAUCAAUUGAGAAAUUUUUAAGCUGUAAAAAUAUAUCAAUAAUUUUCAACGUUUUA
Pogonomyrmex barbatus (red harvester ant) is the source of this 1665-nucleotide messenger RNA. It is a transcript of the gene Hat1, whose product is annotated as histone acetyltransferase 1. Gene Ontology annotation, cellular component: nucleus. Gene Ontology annotation, molecular function: histone binding; histone acetyltransferase activity. Gene Ontology annotation, biological process: subtelomeric heterochromatin formation. The record is from RefSeq and is a predicted model, not a curated record. NCBI's taxonomy places the organism in Eukaryota, Metazoa, Arthropoda, Insecta, Hymenoptera, Formicidae.